UUUAUUCUUAUCAACCGUUUUUCUAUUACCAAAAUCACUCAUUGGUAUAUUAAUGUCGGUUAUACCAUUUGUAGGACUCAUUAGCUCACCUUGUUGGAAUAUUUUGGCAGAUAGAUAUGAUAUACAUCGCAAGAUUAUGAUUUCAUGUACUUUAUGUACUAUACUUGCGUUUUUAUCUUUACCACUUACGGGAAAAUAUUUUGGUUAUAGUGGCCUUUUUAUCAGCCUUACUAUUUAUUCGAUUUUUAAUGGAGGAAUUGGGUCGUUGAUUGAUAAUCUGACAAUAAAUGUGUUAAAUCGUAAAGGAAAUUCAACUGAAUUUGGACGCCAGCGUCUUUUCGGGACCAUAAGUUUUGGAAUUUCCAUAGUUAUGAUUGGAUUUAUAAUAGAUAGACUUAAAACACUUUAUGUCAUGUUUUUCGCAUUUGGAAUUUUCAUGGGACUGUUUUUAUUAGUUCUAUUUUUAACACCUGCGAGAGAUUUUAAAGUAGAUCAUCAUGAGGAACCAAUUACAGAAGAUAUAGAUCUCGUUCAAUUGGGACAUACAUCGAAUGAAACAUCAACACAAAGUGUAGAAACAAAUGUUAUGGUAACAACUCCAUCACCUUUCAUGAAAGAGAUCCUUAAUCUUUUCACAAAACCACGAUUACUAUUAUUUCUUUUCGUGAUACUUUUGAUGCACAUGAUUAAAACUUCAAUGUCAACAUUUCUUUAUGUAUUCUUAUCAGAGGAUCUUAAAGCUGAUGCAAAGUUGCUAGGAUUAAGCACCUUUGUAGGAAUAACUCUUGAAAUAAUAGUUUUUUAUUUUGGGAAAUAUAUUUUAGAAUCUACGUUUCCGGAAGUUAUUAUUAUAGCAGGAGGAAUUAUGUCUACUCUUAGAGCUGCAUUAUAUGCGUUUUUUGGACUUGAAUUUGGAUUAGUAAAGCCAGCAUCUUUAGAAAUUAUAUCACAAGUAUCACCAUCGAGAUUGAGAGCAACAGCACUUGGUAUACUUGCAGCAAUAGAAAGUUUGUCUACAGGUCUUGGACAGAUUGUCGGGGGAUUAUUGUAUGGACAUUUUGGUGCUAUUAAAAUGUUUCUAUAUUCAACAUGGAUUGGAAUAUUCGCGAUUACAAUUUACAUCGCUGGACUUUUAUUGCAGAAAAGGCGAUUCCAUUUUCGAUCGCAUGAAUGUGUAACAUGA
Cetraspora pellucida is the source of this 1183-nucleotide messenger RNA. The record is from the annotation of a GenBank genome assembly. Lineage: Eukaryota; Fungi; Glomeromycota; Glomeromycetes; Diversisporales; Gigasporaceae.